AUCGGUUUCCAUGUGUAUGUGCUGGAUGGUGUGCGUCCUUUAUGAAAGUCACUGCACCAUGCCAUUGAUCAAGCUGUUGGUUGUUGCCAGUCAGUCACCAUCUUGAAUAGCCCUCCAAUCCAUCCAUCCUGCAAAUGACCACAGAUAAGCCAUGCGGACAUAGAUAAUCAUGAGCUCGAAUAAAGCGCCUGAGUGGACAAGCAUGAAACGGCUAAACCUCCACCUCAUUGCCUUCUUGCUCGGCUAUUUCAUGGAUGAUGGCCUCAGCGGCCAGGCAAUCUGCAACAGAACGGCCCCCCGUGAGUGGCGCGCUCGGCCUCAGAGCACCACUGUGAAAUGGACACUCAUGGAAAACACCUGCACCGGCUUGACCCAGUGCCACGGCGAGCAAAUUGAAGGGGAUGAGGGGGUGCACUCACAGACACCCAACGUCCCGCCGCCCGGCCUCACACAGCUCUGCCCCUUAGAUUUGCAGCUCGGAGACGUGCUGUAUAUGGUCGCUGAUGCCACGCUGGAGGAGCAUGGCCUCAACCUGGUGAACGUGUCGAAAGAGGGCUUUGACACCUGCUCUAUUGCACAGCCUCAUCCAGCCCACUACCUGUUUUUUGGCGACAUGAACGGGACAACAAAGGUUGAGCCAAAAUGGCUGACCUCGGGUGUGCACUACUUUGUAGCUUCCCAUGAAGGGAGCUCCCAGUUAUGUAAACUCGGCCUGCGACUCAGAGUGUCAGUGAAAGAGCAAAACUGCCAGCACUCACCUCUUGUGCGAUUAUGCUCGGGGAAUGGGCUUUGCAGGGCGGAUGUUUGGAGCCCCACAUACACAUGUGAAUGCCAUAAGUAUUACUUGGGAAGAUUUUGUGAGAAAUAUGACAUAUGCUCCGAAAACCCCUGCCUUAAUGGUGCCACAUGUCGGAGUCAGGGAUCCAGCGACCCAAACGUUCACACCUAUGAAUGCAAUUGCUUACCCGGGUUCACAGGGAUUAACUGCUCUGAAAUUAUCGGAAAUGAAAAUUGCAACAAACAAUGCCUAAACGGACAGUGUGUACAAGUGACAACAGCUUCCUUCAGAUGUGACUGUCAUUCAGGGUAUACAGGUUCUCUUUGUGACAUGAGGAAGACUCCGUGUUUGUCUAACCCAUGCAAAAAUGGUGGGAAGUGCGCAGAGACCGCUGAAGGAUAUGCCUGCUCCUGCCCAGAAGGCUUUGAUGGCCCCCACUGUGACACAGAGUUGAACAGCACAUGUGUCUCGUUCGGGUGUCAGCCUGAGCCACCAUGCUCUGACGAAGAACCAUCCUCCAUGUGUGUGUGCGAGGAGGGGGGCCCCGAACGCGGAGGCAGACAGUGCAGGAGGGUGCGACAGCCGUGCGUUUCCUCUCCCUGUCUCAACAACGGCAGCUGUGUGUCCCUGGGUGGCGAUUACACCUGCAGAUGCCUCAGAGGGUUUACCGGGAAGAACUGUGAGGAAAUAAUUGACUACUGCAGGCUGCACAGUAUUAACUGUCUGAAUGAGGGAUUGUGCCUCAACCUAAUUGGCGGGUAUAAUUGCCUCUGUGCGCCCGGGUGGACAGGAGAGUUUUGCCAGCAUGUGGAGAACGCCUGCCUGAUUUACCCCGAGGGCUGCAAGAACGGCGCCACAUGCAUAAGCAUAAGCCAGCCGACGGCCCCUCCACGCUACACCUGCAAGUGCCCUCCCGGCUACGCAGGACGCCACUGUGAAGCCGAGGUCGACGAGUGCGACUCCAACCCUUGCCGGCAAAAUGGCACCUGCACCGACUUGGUGGGGUCUUACCAGUGCACCUGUCCCCCAGGAUUUUUCGGAACGAAUUGCGAGAUGGAUGUAGAUGCCUGCGCUCUCCCAAAUGCCACGUGUCCCUCGAAGACGGUGUGUUUGGAUUUACCUGAUGGGUUCAGGUACACGUGUCGCACGCCGUGUCCCCAACACAUACAGCCCUGUGCCAAUGGAGGCCGUUGUAUUCUUAACAAUGCUACCAGCUACAGUUGUGUUUGUCCACCGGGGUGGACAGGCCACAACUGCCUCAUCGACAUCAACGACUGCAACCAGCACUGGUGUCAGAAUGGAGCCACAUGUGUCGACAAGGUCAAUGGCUACAGCUGUCGUUGUCCUCCUGGAUACACGGGCCCUUACUGCGGAGUGGACAUUGACUAUUGUGUUGGGCAUCAGUGUUCGGAGCAUGGCACCUGUCUGGACCAGGAGCAGAACUACACCUGCCGAUGCCAACCAGGGUAUGAGGGCGCGCACUGUGAGAUGCGGGUGAACCAGUGUAGAAGCUCACCCUGCAUCAAUGGAGCCACCUGCAUUGAAACGGCACACGGGUACCAGUGCCUGUGUGCUCCAGGUUUUGAAGGAAAGACCUGCUCAGAAAAUGUGAAUGACUGCUGGUCUAGGCCCUGCUUGAACGGAGGCUCUUGCAAGGACCUCACCAAUGGCUAUGUGUGUUUUUGUACUUUUGGGUUCCAGGGGAAAGACUGUUCUGUGGACAUUGACCUCUGCAGCCUAGAUUUGUGUCAGGAGCAUACAUUAAAAUGUAUUGAGACGGAGGAUGGAAACAAUGUCACUUGUAUCUGUGAGAAAGGCUUUGCCGGCCCGUUCUGUGAGGUGAAUCAAAACGAUUGCGGAUCGAUGCCGUGCCAAAACGGCGCUGUGUGUGUGGACGGCGUCGACACAUAUCGGUGUUUCUGCCCCGAGGGUUUUAAGGGUGACUCCUGUGAAAUUAACUAUAAUGAAUGUGACUAUGGAUUUUGCACCAACAAUUCCACCUGUGUUGACCUGCCUGGGGAUUAUACCUGCAUUUGCCCACAGGGAUUUACAGGUAAAAACUGCUCCGUCGCGAUUCCUAAUUGUGAGAGGGUGUGUCCAAGCAAUGCCACCUGCAGCGCCACUCAAGGCUUGGGAGGCAAGGGCUGCUUGGAGCCGGCGGGGGAGUGUGUGUCCAAUCCGUGCGGGGCCGCGGGGACCAGCGCCUGCGUGGAGCAGGUGAGAGGCUUCAAGUGCGUGUGUCGCCACGGCUACACGGGGAGGCUGUGCGAAACGCCCAUAAGCCACUGCGUCUACGGGUUGUGUCAACACGGAUCAAAGUGUGUGGAUCUCCGCGGAGGCUUUACAUGUGAAUGUCUCCCUGGUCUGACCGGGAGAUUCUGUGAAGUAAACAUCGAUGAUUGUGCCGACAAUCCAUGCGGUGUCCUCAGCUUCUGCAAGGAUGCUCUCAAUGGCUACAAUUGUUUUUGUGCACCCGGGUUUAUAGGCAAUAACUGUGAGAUUGAGGUGAACGAGUGCCUGAGCCAGCCCUGUCUGAACGGAGGCACCUGCUCGGACGAGCUCAACGGCUUCAGCUGCCGCUGUCCGUACGGAGUCACAGGUGACCUGUGUGAAAUCAGCGAUGAUGAGUGUCAGCCGUCACCAUGCCAACACAACGGGACCUGCAUUGACCUUGCGUUUGGCUAUAAGUGCCUCUGCCUCCCGGGCUUCACAGGCUCAGAGUGCGAGCUGGACAUUGACGAGUGUGCCUCGUCCCCAUGCAAGAACGGAGCCACUUGCAUUGACCAGCCUGGUAAUUACUCCUGCCAAUGUGUGGCUCCAUUUAAAGAAAUUAUCAGAGGCCUGAACUGCGAGUUCUUGCCUUGCGAGGCCAGCAACCCGUGCGAGAAUGGGGCCGAGUGCGUGGCGGCGCCUGGCGACCAGGAGCGCUUCCCCCUGGGCUUCCAAUGCCUGUGUGAGCCGGGCUUCGCUGGGCCACGCUGCGAGAUCAAUGUGGACGAGUGCGCCUCCAGCCCCUGUAUCCAUGGCUUCUGCUACGACGUGGUCGACGGAUUCUAUUGCCUCUGCAACCCAGGGUACGCUGGAGUUAGGUGUGAACAGGACAUCGACGAUUGCGCCAGCAACAUGUGUGCGAACAACUCAACAUGCGUGGACCUUCACAUGGGCUACCAGUGUGUCUGCCCCCCAGGUUGGGAGGGGGAGUUCUGCCAAGCGGAGGUGGACGAGUGUGCGUCACAGCCGUGCAAGAACAACGGCACCUGCACAGACCUCCUAAACGGCUACAGGUGCAUGUGUGCCCGAGGCUGGACCGGGUCAGACUGCAGCGAUGACAUAAAUGAGUGCGACUCGGCUCCCUGCCUGAACGGGGCGCGCUGCGUCCAGUCGGAGGUCCCCGGAGAGUUCUCCUGCACCUGCCCCCCGUUCUUCACCGGUCCGCUCUGCAGGGUGCCCUUUGACCCCUGCGACCUCCAGCACGACCCCUGCCGGCACAACUCCACCUGCCGCCCUCGACCGGACGGCGCGGCCUCCUGCGACUGCCUGGCUGGAUUUGAGGGAACCCACUGUGAAAUUGACACCAACGAGUGUGGCUCAAGUCCGUGCCAAAACCAGGGUUAUUGUGUGGACGGGAUCAACGGUUACACUUGUGACUGCAAACCAGGGUUUUCCGGCAGGCUCUGUGAAGAAGACAUCAAUGAGUGUGCCUCUAGUCCUUGCCAAAAUGGAGGCAUUUGCCAAGAGCUCGUGAACAGCUUCCGCUGUAACUGUCCGCCGGGCUACUUUGGGGCCCUCUGCAGCCUUGACGUGAACGAAUGUGAGGCCUCUCCCUGUCUGCACGAUGGUGUCUGUAUCAACAGGCCCGGGGGCUUCACAUGCAUCUGUCUUCCCGGCUUCUCAGGAACAUGGUGUGAGUUAAACGUUAACGAAUGCGACUCAGACCCAUGCCAAAACAAUGGACGCUGUGUGGAUGGCCCCAGUGGCUAUCAAUGUUUCUGUCCAAAGGGAUUCAGUGGCUCAGACUGUGAAACCAACAUUGAUGAAUGUUCGUCAAGCCCUUGUCUUCAUGGCAGCUGUGUUGAUGGUGCCGGGGCCUUUUACUGUCAGUGUGAGCUGGGAUGGAUGGGCUACACAUGUGAAACUAACAUUGACGAAUGUAUGUCCAGGCCUUGUUUGCAUGGAGGAUCUUGUGUGGACCUCACUGAUAAAUAUGCCUGCUUUUGCCUGGAUGGAUAUGCUGGAAAGAACUGUGAAGUGGACAUCAACAUAUGUCUACAAAACAUGUCUUUAUGUUUCAAUGGAGGGACAUGUUUGGAUGGGCCUGGUGUUAAUUUCACCUGCAGCUGCCCACCAGGCUUCGUUGGCGAUUUCUGUGAGGUGGAUUUCAAUGAAUGCUGCUCAGAACCCUGUCAGAAUGGGGCCGUCUGCCAGGACCUAACCAAUGGAUACUACUGUCACUGCAGACCAGGUUGGACAGGCCCUCACUGCGAGGAUGACAUUAAUGAGUGCCUGCCGCAGCCAUGCAACCAAGGGAUGUGCAUCCAGAACGAUCCAGGCCACGGCUACACCUGUUUCUGUCGUCCCGGAUUUGUGGGGAGUCACUGUGAACACAAUUACGAUGAUUGUUUGCUACGCCCGUGUCCCUCCGGCUACGCCUGCGUGGACGGCAUCAACCAAGCCAGCUGCGUGCCUGCCGAUCCCGGCGUCUCCUCCGUGCCAGCGUUGGCGGUGACGGCGAUGCCCCCCUCCUGGGGCCCCAGCUCCGGCGACACCGCCACCUUCUCCCCACUGCCACUGGCCACCGUCCUGCCAGUUCCUGUGCUGCAGAACACAGAGCCAGCAGACAUCAGCUACGUGAGAUACUCUGGCGACUCUUACCUGGAGUUCCAAGGAGUUGAUCUGGGAACCAUGAGCACCAUCACCCUGAGGUUUCAGACCCUGGCAGUCAAUGGCACCCUGCUAUACUCAGACCAAGGGCAUGACGCCAGUGCCUUCUUCUUCAUUAAGCUCUUCAUUCAUGAAGGCAGGCUUCAGUAUGAUUUCUCAUGCAACCGCGAGGAGGGUGUUCGGCGGAUCAAUACCAGCAUACAUGUAGCUGAUGGGGCAGAGUAUCUGGUUCAUGUCAGACAGUAUCUUGCUCUUUGUGAGGCGGAGGUUGCAGUGUCUGGCUACGAGAGAGUCCGAAGUAUCCCUAGCAACUACUGGUCAGGCCUGACGAUUCAGAGGACAAGCCGUCUGUUUUUAGGUGGUCUGCCACACAGCUACUCCCCGUAUAAGGGCGCACAGCCUUUCUACAACUAUUCUGGCUGUCUGGAGGUGAUAGAAAUGAACAAGCUCAGAGGGUUUUACGUAUCCAAUGCCAUAUCUGGAAGCAAUGUCAAAAACUGCAGACCUGGAUGGAAAAACGGCACUCUGGCCACCUCUACGGCGUCUCCUAUGGAACUAACCACGACGGUGCUAAGUAGUGCCCCCAACCACACUGCCUCGUCUCCACCUCCACCUCAACCACCAGUCUACCCGUCGGUGGCCUGCUAUGAGGGAAUGUGCCGUAACGGUGGGACAUGCCAACAGAUCCAGCAACCCACUGGGGCCUCGUCCUUCCGCUGUGAUUGCCCUCUUCACUUCUCUGGAAGAUUCUGUGAAAAAGACACGACGGUGUAUUUCCCAUUUUUCAAUGGCACCUCUUACCUGGAGCUCCAAUCGCUCACAUCUCUGCUGCAGUCGGACGUCCUGGGAGCGUCCUCUUCCUCGGCCACCAGCAGAGAGAGCACUGUUACUCUCUACCUGACUGUGAAAACGCGGGCAAGCAACGCCAUAAUCCUUUAUGCUCGGGAGCAGAAUUUCGGAGACCGGUUCCUCCACGUGUUCCUGCAGGACGGGAGGCCCGGUGUCAGAUUGGGCUGCGGUGGCGUUCGUCCUCUGAGUGCCUUCGCCGCACGCAACAUCAGCAAUGACAAACUGACAGCCAUCACAGUGCGAUAUCGGCUGCCUGUCACGGGAGGUGUGGGCUUGUGUAUGAUUGAAGUAGCCGUAGAUAAUGGGACGGCGAUCCAGCAGAGAGAGUACCUCUCCCACCCAGUGUCAGAGGUGGCCUUGGGGCCGACAUUUCUGGGCGGCGUGCCAUCCCUCUCCGAGCUGCACGUGGAGGCCGGCCGGCUCCCCGGCUUUGUGGGCUGCAUCCGCGAGCUGCAGGUCAAUGCCAGGGAGCUGGACGUGGCUGGAGAGGCCGUGCGCGGCCGCAACAUCCUCAACUGUCACGCCUCCGUCUGCCAACACCAGCCCUGCCGCAACGGCGGCACAUGUGUCAGCGACGUGGAGGACUGGGCCUGCGUGUCGCCGCUCUUCUCGGGCAAGCUGUGCCAGUUCACGGCCUGCACCCAGAGCCCGUGUGCCCACGGCGGCACCUGCGUCCCCCAGUCGCGGACCGAGGCUGUGUGCGUGUGCCCGUACGGCCGGCGCGGGCUACUGUGCGAGGACGCCAUCAACAUCACCCGUCCCCGAUUCAGUGGGAUAGACGAGUUUGGAUACACCUCCUUCAUGGCCUACUCCCCUAUCCCCAGCAGUAACUUCUUCUACGAGUUCCAGCUCAAGCUCACCUUUGCCAACAACAUUUCGUCUAUGAAGAACAACCUCAUCCUCUACUCCGGUCAGAAAGGACAAGGUAUAAAUGGAGAUGACUUUGUGGUGCUGGGCAUGCGGAGUGGCCGUGUCGUCCACAAGUUCAACCUGGGCUCAGGUGUGGGGACAGUACUCAGUGACCGGCUCAACCCCCGAAUCACCAUCCACACCGUGCGUUUUGGUAGAUACCUCCGGACUGGCUGGCUCAAGGUUGACGGCCAAAAAAACAAGACAACAUCCUCUCCAGGGCAACUGGCUGGCUUGAACACCUUCAGUCAAUUUUAUGUUGGAGGAUACAAUGAGUACACUCCAGAACUGCUGCCAGUGGGGGCCAGGUUCCAGAAUGGCUUCCAAGGUUGCAUAUUUGAUUUGCAAUUCCGGACCAGAGGAGACGGGCGGUUUCGAGCUCCAGGCCAGCCGGAGGGCCACCCGGUCAGCGGCCGCAGCGUGGGCCAGUGUGGAGUCAACCCCUGCUCCCUGGUGCGCUGCCAGAACGGAGGAGUGUGUGUGGACGCCGGCUCCACUGUCUACUGCCAGUGUGUGUUUGGGUGGAAAGGAGCGCUGUGUUCUGAGAAGGUGUCCGUGUGCGAUGCGGAACACAGCCCCCCGCCCAUGUGUGCAAAGGGUUCCACCUGCGUCCCGCUCCCCAAAGGCUACACCUGUCUGUGUCCACUAGGCACGGCCGGACAGUACUGCCAGCAAGCCUUGGCUAUCAGUGACCCUUACUUCAGUGGAAACCUAUCCUCCUGGAUGUCAUUACCCCCUGUCAGUGUAAGACACAAAACUCAUCUGCAGAUGCAGUUCCAGACUCUGUCACCGGAGGGCAUUAUAUUCUACAUGGCACAACACCUUACAGCUAGAGCAGGGGAUUUUAUUAGCGUGUCUCUGACCGCUGGAUUUGUUCAGCUGCGCUACAACCUCGGAGACGGCACCAUCGUGCUGCAGUCCACAAACAAGGUAGACCCCACUGGCCGGGUCUGGCACAACCUGCAGACAGGGAGGCAAGGCGCUCACAGCUACCUCAUCCUGGAUGGAGAUGUGGUCACCCAGAACGCUACCGAGGUCAUGACAACCCUUGAUGUAGCGACAGACAUCUUCAUCGGAGGGGUGUCCUCCCUGAGCGCAGUCGCAACCAGUGCGGUGGAAAACGAGCCUACAACCUUCACUGGCUGCAUCCGAGAGGUCAUCGUCAAUGGUGUUGACCUUGAACUCACUGAAAAGGGGGCGACUAAUGGUGCUAACGUUGGCGACUGGGAUGGCACGGCCUGUGGGUAUAAAGUGUGCCAAAACGGUGGGCUCUGCCGUGCCGUUGGCCUGACCUCAUUCACCUGUUCUUGCCCACCUAUCUGGACAGGACACAGGUGUGAGGAGUCCGUUUACUGCAUGGGCAACCUCUGUCGGCAUGGUUCCCUCUGCAUCGCCAACGUGACGGCCUCCUCCCACUCCUGCAUGUGUUCGCUCGGAUGGAAUGGGCCGUACUGCGACGAGCCAGUGUCCAUGAACGCCGUCAAGUUUGUUGGUGAUUCAUAUUUGAAAUACAAAGACCCCCAGUACUAUCAAAGAAAUCUGAGAUACACCCAAAUUUCCCUGAAUUUCACUACAAGCAGGGAAGACGGGCUGAUCGUUUGGAUGGGCAGGGCGCAGACCGAGGAUGACGACUACCUGGCAGUCGGAUUACGAGAUGGCCACCUCCAGAUUGCCAUAAACCUCGGAGAGAGGAUCCCUGUUCCUCUUGUGUACCCAAAUAUCACAUUGUGCUGUGACAAAUGGAAUUUUAUAACUGUAGUUCACAACAGAACUGUAAUCCAGGUGUUCUUGGAUGAAGAGAGAGUCAUUUUCGAGGAUGUUGAUCCCUUUGAGCGAUACGUUGCCAUAAAUUAUGAUGGUGUUUAUUAUUUUGGAGGCUUUGAGUUAAAUAGAAAUGUAUCUGCCAUAACAUCUGGUCUCUUUUCUACAGGUUUUGAGGGUAGCAUUAAAGAUGUUAUUUUAUUCCAAGACACCAGAAAGCUGCAGUUUCUCCAAAGCUAUGAGGGCUUUAAUGUUUACAAAGGUGACAAGUAGCGAAUAUUUUUAACGAACGUGACUUAGAUUUUUGGUUUGACAUGAAUGUGUUUUCCUGAGGGUUAAAGCUUUCAGGAUGUUUGGUGUUUGUUUCUCAUGUUCUGACUGACAUCUUACAGACUCAUUCAGACUUAAAGCAGCUAUAAUGGGGGUUGAGAAGAGGCCUGUCUUAGAUUCAGACUGUUUAAACUUAUGUUGCCUAUGACCUGUGAACAUCUAUAAGUGUGUAGAGAUUUUCAUAACAUAAGAGGAAUUUUAGUCAUGAGGUGCUACAAAGUUUAUAACUUCGCCAUAUCUCCUUCUCCCCAAAUAUUUGUCUUUUAUUUUGGUGCUGUCACUUCUUGUUAAUUUCCACAUACCUGUUCAGCUCUCUUUGUUUUAUUCCUGUUUGUCAAAAGUGUAUCUCCAUAGGUUCCAGAGGAACAUCAUACAGGGGAACAGUAUUAAAGUCAAAAUAGAUAGUAAUGACAGCGUCUCGGUCAUGAC
This is a messenger RNA of Alosa sapidissima (American shad), 9937 nucleotides long. RefSeq names its product eyes shut homolog (gene eys). Gene Ontology annotation, biological process: heterophilic cell-cell adhesion; establishment or maintenance of epithelial cell apical/basal polarity. Gene Ontology annotation, molecular function: calcium ion binding. The record is from RefSeq and is a predicted model, not a curated record. NCBI's taxonomy places the organism in Eukaryota, Metazoa, Chordata, Actinopteri, Clupeiformes, Clupeidae. Gene Ontology annotation, cellular component: plasma membrane; protein-containing complex.